GUGUGCUGUGUGGUUAGCGAGAGCAUGGCCUACUGCUUUUAAAAAUCGUCCAGUUAGCAAAUACCCAUUGCCACAGCAUGUGCUGCGCUGGUGGCUGUAGAACAAUAUUUUGCUACAGUAAGUUGCAUAUUUGAACCGACAUCACUUCACUUUCAUCCGGAUCCGGACACUGUACCCUUGGUGCGGAACUUGUUCCAGAGAUGGGUCGCACAAGUGGUACCGUGGUGGGAACAGUGUUGCUGCUGCUGCUGCUGCUGGCACUUGCUAUCGAGUGCCACGCCGACACUCGGUAUAAUGUCAGCUUUGACGAAUUGCACAAAUGCAAGCAGCACAACGCUAUCAAUGGGUACAACUAUCAGGCGUUCUUCAAGCUGCAUGAGCUGCAGCACCACGAUCCGGCUGACUCCGAUCUGGUGGUCGAUCUGCUGGUGUACGUGUUGGCCGCCCGCGAUGGCCAUAUCCUGCUGUCGGAUCAGAACAAAACUGGUGCAACUGCAUUGGAGAUAGUGCUCGGUGGAGGGGCAAACACAUUUUCGCAGAUUCGCGUCGGCCAGAAGGGUUCCCCGAUAAGGACGAAGGCAAGCGCUGGGCUGCUGUCUCCGAUUGAUCCACUGCCGGUGCGGCUUCGCAUCUAUUCGGAAGGGCAGAUCCGGAUUCACGCCGGCAAUCUAACGGGCGAACCGUUCAUGGAAGCGAUGCUGCCGAGCAAGAACGCUAGCGGGCUGAGCUACGUCAGCUUUACCACGUGGGGCACGGCAUUGGCGAAAUGGUUCUACGACUGUCCACUGCCGACGACCAACGGCACGGCGAUGAUUGAUGGUAGCGAGCUGCAGCAGGAGUACGAUGGCAAGCAGCGGUUGCUGGACCAUCUGAAGGCGGUACCGCGGUGGAUUGAUCCACCGGUCAACUUUACGGGCGUUCAAAUUUCGCACAUGUACGUGCAAGGGUUCGUUUACGACCAGACCACCAACCUGAUCGAGCUGUCCGGUGCGAUGGGACUGUCGUGGCAGGAUAAACGCUACCGCUGGAACGCAUCCGACUUCGACAACGUAACCGUGGUCGGUGACGUGUGCCGCACGAUCUGGACACCGGCCUUCGAACCGGUGAGCCUGUUCACGGGACCGCUCGCGCUCUGCUUCCUCUCGCAGGAAGGCACGGUAAUAGUGGAGAUCGAAGAGUUUUCCUGGAUCAAUUUCUGCACCCUGUCGGACAGCUAUCGGUGGCCGUACGAUGUCAACGCUUGCCAGUUGCAACUUAUGGCGGCCAGCCAUGAACGUACCGUACCUAUACGGGUAGUUAUGGGCAUGGUGCUGUUUGAUCCGGACUUUGAACAGUCGGAAUGGUCCAUAAAGACGAUCGGUAAGCAUGAGUACGAACAGGCCGUUACGCCGUACGGACGGCAACCAAUGCUUGAAAUGCACAUCGAAAUGGUACGGAAGAGUGACAUACAUUCCGUCUCGAUCUAUCCAUCGUAUUUUGUGGCCAACCUGCUGAUAUCCAUUUCCUUCCUGGUCGAUGGACGAUCGCGGCUGUUGCUGAACUCGCUCGGGCUAAUCGUGCUGCUCAAUUCCUUUCUGAGCCUCUCCGUCAUUGUGCCACGUGCUGGAGUUCCGAAAAUAUACAUCUAUUUCCAGUGGUCACUCGUGUUCUACGCACUGUCGUCGAUUCUGUUCGUCAUCGAGCUGUGGUUAAAGCGAACGCGUGCAAACAUAUCGCCCGGUUCCUGGAUUGCGCGAACUAUAAGCUUCCCGGCAUUACGGUAUGCACUCGCAAUGGAUCAACGGAGUAACUAUAACACGUUGGAGCAUAAAAAUGUCCGAUGGGAUGAAGUGACCUGCAUUCUGAACCGACUCGUAAUGGUUGUUGCGGUGAUCGUGUUUGCCAUCGGGUUCACCAAACCGUGAAGUUUGGAUAUGAAAAGCAAAGUAGUAGUAUAGUGUACACUUAAGUCACUGUCGCGCUCGGGUACACUACGCACAAUUCCACAAGCAAGUUGUUUGGAGAGGAAUGGUUAAAAUGGCGCCCAUAUUAGUUCAGUAAUAAAGAGGAUUAAGCU
This is a messenger RNA of Anopheles stephensi (Asian malaria mosquito), 2056 nucleotides long. RefSeq names its product neuronal acetylcholine receptor subunit beta-2-like. Gene Ontology annotation, cellular component: membrane. Gene Ontology annotation, biological process: monoatomic ion transport. The record is from RefSeq and is a predicted model, not a curated record. NCBI's taxonomy places the organism in Eukaryota, Metazoa, Arthropoda, Insecta, Diptera, Culicidae. Gene Ontology annotation, molecular function: extracellular ligand-gated monoatomic ion channel activity. The transcript has 7 exons. The coding region runs from base 201 to 1904 and encodes 567 amino acids.